Molecule: messenger RNA, 965 nt
Organism: Scomber japonicus (chub mackerel)
Lineage: Eukaryota; Metazoa; Chordata; Actinopteri; Scombriformes; Scombridae
Product: platelet endothelial cell adhesion molecule-like
Exons: 4
Coding region: 291-848 (185 amino acids)
Biological process (GO): cell surface receptor signaling pathway
Molecular function (GO): transmembrane signaling receptor activity
Source: RefSeq, a predicted model, not a curated record
UGAAGAGCUUCGCGGCUCAUCUUUUAUUUUAAAACUUCAAAAAAGACGACCUGUCAUAUUUUGACACAUUCCUGUCAGGCAAGCUUUUUGAUUUUUUUUUUUUUUUCCAGAACUUGCGACUGAAGUUUCGUAAGCCUGAGGGACGUGAAUCUUUUCCUCCUGCCCACGAAAGAGAGACGCGAAUGUAGAGUUCAGCCGUGAACACGACCCACCGGAGCUUGAUUUACUUCCAUCCAGGGAGAGUGGUGGAUGCACAGUCAAUAUUUACAAUAAGAGAAGUCAUCCUGUCCAUGGAGCCCAGUAAUGAUGUCCCUCGGGACACCAAUGUGACAGUGAGAUGCUGUGCUGUUGUCAGCAGCAAAGGCCAGGAGGUACUAAAUUGUCAGUACACCAUAUUCAAGGACAGGGUCCAGGUCUAUACCAAGACCACCACCAGCUCGGAGGAUCUUCUGUACCCACUGCCCAUGGCCAGAGCCUUCAACAGCGGCAAAUAUACGUGCCAGAUCGACAUUGAGGGCAAAAGGGAGGUCAGCCCCUAUCAGAAACUCACAGUGACAGGCUUGUCAAAACCAGAGCUCCAUCUUAACAAGGCUGUGGUCAAUGAGGGGGAGGAGGUAACAGCCAGAUGCACAGCACCCGGUGAGACAGGCUCCAUCAUUUUCUAUUUCUACGAUAACUCCAAAGAGAUCAAGGAGGAGCAGGUCAGCUCCAACUACGCUGAGACCAAGUUUCGCUUCACCAGCAUUGGCUACCACAAAUUUCACUGUGCCUACACUGUGGUGGUAGUGGUAGACGGCUUCAGGUCUGAGCAAAGCAACAUCAUCACGGUUUCAGUCAAAGGUAUGUAGAGUUUUGAUGUUUCUUUAUUUUUCAAAGCAUCAGCCCGGCCUCAGGGCUUUUUCUCCAUUGAUUUUGUCUCCUUCGAGUUACCCUACACACCAGUUUUGGAGAUUUUCCCUAACUAC